Molecule: messenger RNA, 1263 nt
Organism: Ophidiomyces ophidiicola
Lineage: Eukaryota; Fungi; Ascomycota; Eurotiomycetes; Onygenales; Onygenaceae
Gene: ADE12
Product: Adenylosuccinate synthase
Exons: 4
Coding region: 1-1263 (420 amino acids)
Biological process (GO): 'de novo' AMP biosynthetic process; IMP metabolic process
Cellular component (GO): cytoplasm
Molecular function (GO): adenylosuccinate synthase activity; GTP binding
Source: RefSeq, a predicted model, not a curated record
AUGGUGGCUAUUAUAUUGGGUUCCCAAUUUGGGGAUGAAGGCAAGGGGAAAAUCACAGACUUACUUUCUCAAACCGUGGAUCUUUGCUGCAGGUCUGCUGGAGGCCAUAAUGCCGGACAUACCAUCAUUCACGAAAAUAUUACAUAUGACUUUCACGUUCUUCCCUCGGGUCUUAUCUCCCCAAAAUGCGUGAACCUGAUCGGUUCUGGAACCGUGUUCCACGUCCCCUCAUUCUUUAAAGAGCUCGAGGCCCUUGAACAAAAAGGCCUAAAAGAUGCAAGAAAACGUAUUUUUGUUAGCGAUCGUGCUCAUAUAUGUUUUGAUCUGCACUCUGUAGUUGAUGGACUCGAAGAAGCUAUUCUAGGAGGACGGAAGGUUGGGACAACGGGGAAGGGCAUUGGCCCAUGCUAUAGCGACAAGGCAGCAAGAAGAGGCGUACGAGUUGGCGAAGUCCUAGAUGAAGGUGUUGUUGAAAGAAAGCUGAGGAGUUUGGAAGCUGGAUAUCGACUGCGUUUCGGAGAGUUGAACUACAAUUUAGAGGAAGAGAUCAACAGGUUCAAGGAAUACCGCACACUCCUUAAGCCUUUUGUUGUUGACCAAUUCUCCCUCCUACGGAAAUACAAAGACUCGUCUAUCCUUGUCGAGGGCGCCAAUGCUCUUAUGCUUGACAUUGACCAUGGAACAUACCCAUAUGUCACGUCGUCAUGCACUGGCCUUGGUGGUACUAUACAGGGCCUUUGCCUUGAUCCCACGCAGAUUAAGACGAUAGUUGGAGUCGUAAAAGCCUACAGCACGCGAGUUGGCUCUGGCCCCUUCCCCACCGAGCAAAUCAAUGAAAUUGGUGAAAAGUUACAGAUCACAGGUCGUGAAUUUGGUGUAACUACCGGCCGAAAACGUCGCUGUGGAUGGCUUGACCUAGUCAUGUGCAGGUACAGCACGGCCGUUAACCAUUACACUGCUCUUAACCUUACUAAGUUGGACAUUUUGGAUGAUUUUGAUGAAAUAAAAGUUGCAGUGUCUUAUCGGUUGGAUGGAAAGGAAAUUGACUAUUACCCCGCCGAUUCGGAGCAACUGCAGAAAGUCGAAGUGGUGUAUGAGACUCUUCCUGGAUGGAAGUCAAAUACUAUGGGCGCCACACAGUGGGAGAAGUUGCCAUCGAAAGCGCAACAAUACAUACAAUAUAUUGAAAAGGGCCUCGGCGUUCCGGUUAGAUGGAUCGGCACGGGCCCAGCACGAUCGCAUAUGAUCGAACGGGUGAAUUGA